GCAGUGUAACUAAUGGACGAAAACUCAAUUUCUUACCUGGAGUAUGUUUCCAAUGCCAUCGUGUCAUGACAACAUAUUGGACCUAAUUUUGAAGUAACGUACACGGUAUAUGCAGAUAAAUGUUAAAAAACAGCACUAUUCAAGCGAGGGGUGCUGCUUACGGAAGGACUUAACCAAGAAAAAUAUUAGAGAUUUAUUCUGUACGACUUGUUAGGCCUAGUUAGACAUAUCAUAGAAGAUGAGUAGUAUGCCAAGACCAUACAGUUCUGCCAGUCACCCGCGGCAAGAUACACGGGGCCCUUGGCGUGGUUUUGCAGGAGGCGACUUCACCCACCCCACAGAACAUAAACCAAUGGUGAUCGACAUCAUAGGUUGCCACAGGGAAGUCACCGUCUGCGGGCAUAUAGAGCUGUUAAGGAGGCUACCGAUCAGACACCGCAACCACCUGCAACUGAUGGAGACGUAUUCCCGGGAGCCGGGCAACUACGAAGGGAGACACAGCGAGUAUUAUGACAGCCACGCGAAGCUGCUGGAUUACGGCCACGGAUAUAUUGCUCUACGGUUGUACGAUGAUAUAACCAGGCCUGAGCUUGGAGAGUUCCUGUUGGGGAAAGGUUGGAAGAUGAUCGGUUUUGCUGCAAAUAAGGAUGGGAAUAAAACAAUUAUCACCGAGAAAUGGUGCAAUAUUAGAGACCAUUGAUGAACACGAUAUUUAAGCUGAUGAUGGACAAUGUGCAUUCGAUAUUGCGGGGGAUGGAGGAACUUCAUCGGUGGAGUGUAUAUAGUUAGCAUAUGUAAUCGUCUCAUUUGCAAAACAGAUUAGAUACGACGUAAUAUAGUGUUCAACAGUACCAAAAUAUCUUUAGGCAGUACAUGAUCUAUUUAGCUGAUCUUCUUCCAUAUCAACUUCCUUUUUAUCUGCAACCCUGCCCACAGGAAAUGGCUUUCAACAUUUUCUUCAUUCUAGGCUUCAACUCGUUGCCCAAAGGCUCUGUUUGGCACUAUUCCAAUGGCUAAACUGGUAAUGCCAUUAGUAUUUCAAUCAAGCCGAAGCAAAUAUCAGAAUUAAAUCUGAUGAUCAAAUUUGAAACUGCGAAUACUUUGGAUAUUAUAGCCAUUAAAAAGUAUAGGA
Molecule: messenger RNA, 1132 nt
Organism: Owenia fusiformis
Lineage: Eukaryota; Metazoa; Annelida; Polychaeta; Sabellida; Oweniidae
Source: the annotation of a GenBank genome assembly